Messenger RNA from Truncatella angustata, 1371 nucleotides. Its product is annotated as ammonium transporter AmtB-like domain-containing protein. The record is from RefSeq and is a predicted model, not a curated record. NCBI's taxonomy places the organism in Eukaryota, Fungi, Ascomycota, Sordariomycetes, Amphisphaeriales, Sporocadaceae. Gene Ontology annotation, molecular function: ammonium channel activity. Gene Ontology annotation, cellular component: plasma membrane. The transcript has 5 exons. Gene Ontology annotation, biological process: ammonium transmembrane transport. The coding region runs from base 1 to 1371 and encodes 456 amino acids.
AUGGCGACCAGUGAUUCGGCGCGCGUCCUGGCGGCGUGGGAGGAGUGCGACAAGACGGAUACCUUAUUCGUCCUCGUCUGCACAGUAAUCUGCUGGACCAUUGUGCCGACUGUCGGAAUUGCGUACGGAGGAUAUUCGUGGAAGCGCAACGGGCUUUCUGCCGCCAUACCGGCCCUCCUCACCAUCGCGACGUGCUCGAUACAGUGGUUUGUGGUCGGCUACACGCUGGCGUACGGUGAGGGCGGCUCCGUCUUUGGCGAUUUCCGGUAUGCCUUUCACCGUGGUGUCCUGUCCGAGCCCGUGGGCACGAUCCCGGCUAUACUCUUCAGCGAGUUCCAGCUGGUCUUUGAGGCGACCGUCUGCGCGAUUGCGGUCGGGGGGUUCUGUGAGCGUGGGCGGUUGUUGCCUGUGAUACCGUUCAUAGUGUUGUGGUCGACUUUCAUUUAUUGCCCGUUGGCGCACAUGGUCUGGGGCGGUGGAUUCCUCGGGGAAGACUUGGGAGUGCUUGACUUCGCUGGCGGUACGCCCGUGCAUGUGUGCUCUGGCGCGACGGCCACGGCCAUCAGCCUCUACCUCUCGUACCCGAUUUUCCGUUCCCGGCGAUCCGACCGCCGCACUCCCACCCACAUACGCCUCCACCGACCAGGGAACUCCUUCUGCCAGCUGAUCGCCCUGAUCAUCAUCUGGGGCUCCUGGCUCGCCUUCGACGCCGGGACGACGCUGGCGCUCAACUUCCAGUCCGUGAUGGCGCUCUGCGCGACGAACCUGUGCGCGUCGUCGGGCGCGCUGACGUGGGCAUGCCUCACGUACUACGAGACGGGGAGGUGGUCGCUGGACUCGACGUUCAUGGGCGCCAUCUCGGGCCUCGUCAUGAUCACGCCGGCCGCCGGCUUCGUCGACCUGCCCACGGCCUUCCUCCUCGGCGUGCUCGGCGCCCUCGUCUGCCGCCAGGCCCUGCGGGUCAAGUCCACGGACACGGCGCGGCGCUGGCGCUGGGUCGACAAUGGCGAUACCUUUGCCACGCAUUGCGUCGGUGGGAUCCUGGCUACCAUGGCGACUGGUCUUUUUGCCCAGAAAGAAGUUGCGGCAUACGGCGGCGUCGAGGUUGAUGGAGGCGUGUUUUUCGAUGGCAAUAUUCGACAGCUUUGGGUACAGCUCGUGGAGGUCCUCGUGGGGUUCACCUGGUCCUUUUUCGGCUCCUUCGCGAUCAUUGCGUUGAUUGAUUGUGUGCCAGGCCUUGAAGUUUUAGCUGUCGACAAGGAAAUCAUGUCAGGUCUCGACACGUUUCAAACGGAAGAGUCCUUGGAUCAAACGUAUAUCGUUGACGAAGAGGACUACUCUCCUUUCACCGGAGGCGAGAUUGGCAUAUAA